Messenger RNA from Fundulus heteroclitus (mummichog), 1280 nucleotides. RefSeq names its product exosome component 4 (gene exosc4). The transcript is spliced from 3 exons. The record is from RefSeq and is a predicted model, not a curated record. NCBI's taxonomy places the organism in Eukaryota, Metazoa, Chordata, Actinopteri, Cyprinodontiformes, Fundulidae. Gene Ontology annotation, cellular component: cytoplasmic exosome (RNase complex); nuclear exosome (RNase complex); nucleolus. Gene Ontology annotation, biological process: poly(A)-dependent snoRNA 3'-end processing; nuclear mRNA surveillance; rRNA catabolic process. The coding region runs from base 92 to 829 and encodes 245 amino acids.
GCCGUCCUCCCAGGUGGUGGAUGGGUAAUGUAGUGUAGCAGCUAAGAACACGUGGUGGCGUCGUCGCGUUGCUGCGGAAGUUUACAGAAACAUGGCGGGCCUGGAGCUGCUCACUGAUCAGGGUUACCGCCUGGAUGGAAGAAAAGCCACCGAACUGCGCAAAGUUCAGGCUCGAAUGGGAGUUUUUGCCCAGGCCGACGGUUCUGCUUAUCUAGAGCAAGGAAACACCAAGGCUCUGGCUGUGGUCUACGGUCCACACGAAAUGCGGGGAUCGAGGAGUCGGGCCCUUCACGAUCGAGCUGUUAUCAACUGCCAGUACAGCAUGGCCACGUUCAGCACCGCCGAGAGGAAGAGGCGACCGCACGGAGAUCGCAAGUCCACCGAGAUGAGUCUCCACCUGAAGCAGACGUUCGAAGCGGCUGUGAUGACCCAGCUCUUCCCGCGCUCUCAGAUAGACAUCUAUGUGAAGAUUCUCCAGUCAGAUGGAGGGAACUACAGCGUGUGCGUGAACGCAGCCACCCUGGCGGUCAUCGACGCAGGCAUCCCUAUGAGAGAUUACGUCUGCGCCUGCACCGUUGGUUUCGUCGACGAGACUCCUCUCGCGGACCUUUGCCACGCCGAGGAGGGCGGGGGAGUGAGCUCUCUGGCUCUGGCGCUGCUGCCCCGGGGAGGACAGAUCGCUCUCGUUCAGAUGGACGCGCGGCUGCACCAGGACCACCUGGAAACUCUGAUCGAAGCCGCGAUGACCGCCUGUAAAGGUGUGAGCAAGGUGCUGGACGGGGUGGUGAGGCAGCAUCUCCACGAGGCGUCGGUGCACUCCAGAGAGUGACAGCUGGACUGGGGUUUCCGAAAGAAACUCUUUUGUUUUCAUUCAUGUCGUUUAGAGUGUUUCUUUCUACUUCUGUACAUAAACGGGCCCAACAAUAAAUAUGUAAGUGUGCAUCUUGCAAGUAAUCUUAUGAAUAAAUGCGUUUGUUUUAUGGGAUUGUUGAGAUGGACAGCAGCUAAAUAGACCACAAACAUAUAAGAGAAUGGCUAAGAAAAAACACAGUCUAAAUCAGAUCUGUGUACAAAAAAUAUGUUUAGUAGUGUUAAUAUUUUGUGAAAGUUGAGGAUUUGCUCUUCAUCAUAAGCAGCCCAACCACCACUUCCAAUUUAUAGAGCCAAGAAGGUUAAUUUAUAAGUACUUUAUUGCUUCUGUUUUUCAGAAAUCUUUUUUUUUUGUACUGUGCUGUUGAUGAAGUUGCAGGAAAACAGUGAUUAAAUUUGUUUUACAUACA